Messenger RNA from Arabidopsis thaliana (thale cress), 3266 nucleotides. It is a transcript of the gene BOR5, whose product is annotated as HCO3- transporter family. NCBI's taxonomy places the organism in Eukaryota, Viridiplantae, Streptophyta, Magnoliopsida, Brassicales, Brassicaceae. The record is from RefSeq and is marked reviewed. Gene Ontology annotation, biological process: monoatomic anion transport. Bases 1238 to 2860 code for a protein of 540 amino acids. Gene Ontology annotation, molecular function: solute:inorganic anion antiporter activity. The transcript has 11 exons. Gene Ontology annotation, cellular component: membrane.
CUCCUCCUCUCCAUGUAUAAAGAUGACCGUUGCCACUUGCCAGUGCCACAUAUGAUCGUCGGCUCCGGUGAUUUUCGCUCUCUCUGCGGCCACACUUGUUUGCUUGGUCUCUUUGUAAUACUUUAACAUCACUUAGUAUAUUGCAUGUUUCAUUCUUUCUUUCUCUGAUUUUGUUUUCGUGAGAUAUUAAAGAGUUCAUAACAUAUAAUUUCGAUGUCAGACCGUAUUAAAAAAGUUUUUUUUGUGGAUUAGAUUCACGAUGCAUUUUAAUCAGUGGAGUUUAAUGAAAGAAUUAGAUUCUUAAUAAUUUUGGGUACAUAUGCAAUUUCAGAUUUUCUUUGUCAUAAAAGGAAAAUUUCAUUUCUUUUUGCUUGUUUUGUGCAUUGCGAUGUUUGUCUAAUUCAGAUAAGCACAUAGCGUUUUCCUAUUUUCAGCUACUAAAGUACCCAAAAAACAUAAAGACUUUGAGAUUCUUCUCUACAUAGUGGGUGAAAAAAAGACUACAUCAUAAAAAAAACUACACGAUAUGAAGUCAUUUAUAUGUGUUAUAUAACUUCCUUUGUGUGUGGUUAGGUCAUAUAAAGACCUGUUGCAAAGGCUAACAUCUGAUCAGAGCGACGUGGUUUAGAAUCUCCGAGUGAUUUGAGGGGAUAUGGAGGAAGAAAGAGUGGAAGGCUCGAAAAGGCCAUUUCAAGGUAUCAUAAGAGAUGUCAAAGGAAGAGCCUUGUGUUACAAGCAAGACUGGAUCGCUGGUCUACGUUCUGGUUUCGGGUACUUAUAAUUAGAUUCUUCUUGAGAUAGAGAAACAAAUUGUAAUUAUAUGUUUUUUGAGAGGUUUUACAGGAUUUUAGCACCGACAACAUAUGUUUUCUUCGCCUCUGCGCUUCCUGUUAUUGCCUUUGGCGAGCAACUUAGCCACGACACAGAGAGAUCGUUGAGCACAGUGGAAACGUUAGCAUCAACAGCGUUAUGUGGAGUGAUACACUCGUUAUUGGGAGGACAACCAUUGUUGAUACUUGGAGUUGCAGAACCAACUGUCUUAAUGUACAAAUACUUGUACGACUUCGCUAAAGGAAGACCUGAAUUGGGCAAACAACUCUACUUAGCUUGGGUUGCUUGGUGAUUACUCCAAAACUCUAAAUCGUUUGUUCUUGUAAAUGUUUUCCUGUAAGAGUUAUGGUCUUGCUUGUUUUUUAAUUGAAGGGUUUGUGUGUGGACGGCUUUGUUACUAUUCCUAAUGGCGAUAUUCAACAUGGCUUAUAUCAUCAACCGGUUCACGAGGAUCGCUGGUGAGCUGUUUGGUAUGUUGAUCGCUGUUCUAUUUCUCCAACAAACCAUAAAGGGAAUGGUGAGUGAAUUUAGGAUUCCAAAAGGUGAAGACUCAAAACUUGAAAAGUAUCAGUUUGAGUGGCUCUACACAAACGGACUUCUUGGCCUUAUUUUCACAGUCGGUCUUGUCUACACCGCUUUGAAGAGCAGAAAAGCAAGGUCUUGGCCAUACGGAACAGGAUGUUGCCGAAGCUUCGUUGCAGACUACGGAGUUCCGUUGAUGGUUGUGGUUUGGACAGCAUUGUCUUUCAGUACGCCAUCAAAACUACCCUCUGGUGUCCCGAGAAGACUCGUUAGUCCUCUUCCAUGGGACUCUGUUUCUUUAACACAUUGGACUGUCAUCAAGGACAUGGGUAAAGUCUCUCCCGGUUACAUAUUUGCAGCGUUUAUACCCGCAUUGAUGAUCGCAGGCCUCUACUUCUUUGACCACAGCGUUGUCUCGCAGCUCGCGCAGCAGAAGGAGUUUAACCUCAAGAACCCUUCUGCAUAUCACUACGACAUUCUCUUGUUAGGUUUCAUGGUAUUGAUCUGUGGAAUGCUCGGUCUACCGCCUUCCAACGGAGUCCUCCCGCAGUCUCCUAUGCAUACCAAAAGCCUAGCUGUUUUCAAACGACAGUUAAUGCGGAGGAAGAUGGUGAUGACAGCCAAAGAAAGCAUCAGACAGAAAGCAACGUCCUCUCAAGUGUACGAGGAUAUGGAACAAGUCUUCAUAGAAAUGGACAAAAGCCCACUUGCUGAGACACACACAACACUGAUAAAUGAGCUGCAAGAUCUGAAAGAGGCAGUGAUGAAGAAGAGUGACGACGACGGGGAUACCGGCGAAGAGAGUGGUUUCGAUCCAGAGAAGCACGUUGACGCUUACUUGCCUGUUCGAGUCAACGAGCAGAGAGUGAGCAACCUGUUGCAAUCAUUGCUAGUGAUAGGUGCAGUGUUUGCUCUACCGGUCAUUAAGCUCAUACCGACUUCACUUCUAUGGGGAUAUUUUGCUUACAUGGCCAUUGAUAGCCUCCCAGACAAUCAAUUCUUCGAACGAACAGUACUUCUCUUCGUCCCACCAACCCGGAGAUUCAAGGUCUUGGAAGGAGCGCAUGCAUCGUUCGUGGAGAAAGUUCCGCAUAAGUCAAUCGCUGCAUUCACGCUAUUUCAGAUACUCUACUUUGGGCUUUGCUACGGAGUGACGUGGAUUCCAGUGGCCGGAAUCAUGUUUCCGGUUCUUUUCUUCCUUUUAGUAGCCAUCAGACAGUACCUUCUCCCUAAGCUCUUUAAACCAGCCUAUCUCCGGGAACUCGAUGCGGCGGAGUAUGAGGAGAUCCCUGGAACUCCUAGAAACCCGCUUGAACUGUCUUUCAGGUCGAAUAACUCGGCGAGAGGGGUCCAAGAGUGUGAUGCUGAGAUUCUAGACGAGUUAACAACGAGCAGAGGCGAGCUCAAAGUCCGUACACUCGGUCAUAACGAAGACAAAGGCCACCAGAUAUAUCCCAAGGAGAUAGUAGAAGUAGGGGAUGGGGACAUGAGUUCUUCGAGAGAGUGAUCUAUCAACAAAAUAACGAUCAAAACCAUUUUUGCAAGUGCACAUCAUGAUGGUGGUCAUGUGCAAAACAUAGAUGAUAUGUGGCUUUUAUUUUUUCCUAAAUAAAACCCAAGAAGAUGUGUUUAUCAUCUUGUAUUUUUCUCUAUAUAUUAACUUUUUUCAAAACUUUCCUAACUAGUUGGGAACUUGGGAGGCUAACGGUAACGGACUUAUUAUGAUGAAAAUAGAAUUGCUAUUGUAAGUAUUACUAGAUUUGUCCAUAAAAAAAAAACACUGACUUUUGUUAUUCAUUUAAGUAAACUCAUAAAAGAUUACAUUUUUAGAGGAACCAUAUAGAGACCAUUAUUUUAAGCAGUAAACUUUGACCUGAGCAUGUUGAUUGUUUUACUAUCCGCCUUAAACGCCG